Molecule: messenger RNA, 7433 nt
Organism: Mesocricetus auratus (golden hamster)
Lineage: Eukaryota; Metazoa; Chordata; Mammalia; Rodentia; Cricetidae
Product: MICAL C-terminal-like protein
Exons: 11
Coding region: 230-2803 (857 amino acids)
Source: RefSeq, a predicted model, not a curated record
UGUCCAGAGGCCAGUGCGCCUGUGAUGGACCCUGAGGACAUCUCAGCACCUCCCUCCAGGUUACAUGGGAUGGUAUGUGUACUCAUGCCUUACACACAUCAGGAGUGCCCUAAGCAUUGGGGCAUCUGCUAGGCAGAGAGGUGGCACUCACCAGUGGCACAGAGGAUCGGAAGCUCUGUCCCUGAGCAUCUGAGUGGACCACAGGCUUCCUUUCUAGCAUCCUAUCCAGAUGCCUGGAGGAGCCCUUUGUUCCACUAUCUCUAUAGGCACUGUUCUCUCAGCAGAUGAGCCCACUUCCCCCAAGAAGCCAAAGAGUGUCCCUGAGCCCACUCCCAGAGACAUGGAACCUGAAGUCACCUCUCCCCGACCCUCUGAAUGGACUUCAGUGAGGAUUGGCCCUGAGGAAAAUGUGGCUGGGCAGGACGUGCUGGCUGUACGUGUCCUGGUCACCAGUGAGGACAGCAGCUCUGAUACAGAAUCUGACUAUAGUGACACCAGAGCCCCCUGGGCAAGGGCCUGCGAAGAGAGGUCCCAGCUUCCAGAAUCCCCACCUCGAUCAAAGCCCCCAACCCGGCACGUCUCCCUGAGGGAGCCCCUGACUAGACCGGUCUCUCUACUACACCAUGAGGAGUCACAGGCUCUGCCUGCUCUGCUAAGGACCCACAGCCUCCAGUCUCCAGUUCCAAGCAAAUACCAGAGCUGGAGGAGAAAAUUCCAGUCCAGUUCAACACCCAUGAGCAGAAGAGCACCAUCACCUCCAAAGGAGCCUCCUCCUCCUCUUCCAUCUUUAUCUUCUUCAUCUUCCCUGUCAUCUGCCUUUUCUUUGGCCAGUGAACUUGGGCACACUUCAGAUAAUUCCUCCCCACCUCAGGUGCCAGCAUACAACCUCCACUGCCCACCUGUAUCCAGAGGUGAUUGCAGCCCUACUCCACUAUACCUGAGACGUGCCAGGGCUCAAGGGAUCUCGAAGGAAAUUCCUCUCUAUCUGCCUCAUGUUCCCAUGCUGGAGAGCACAGGCCUGGUCAGCCCCGGUGGGGAAGACUUCAGCAACUCUACAGAGAUGACUUCAGAGGACUGCCAGGAAGCACGGGCUCCUCUUGGGAGCACCAAAAGCAUGUACAAAGAUUACCACCCCGUUGCAAGGAAGGACCAGUAUUUGCACAAUCAAAACAUAGCUCUUAGGGCUGCAGGGAACCCAAGAGAAGUGAGGGAGGGACCCAGGAGAGACCAAACAGGUACGCCACAGCCCUCUGAAGAAAGGAAGUUGGGCUUGAAGAAAUUAGUCCUUACACCAGAACAGAAGAGCAUGUUGCUAGACUGGAGUGACUCCACCCCUGAGCACAAGGCUGGGAAGCAGCUGUCCCAGGAAAGAGCUGAGAAUGGCAGAAACUGUACCCUGAAACCAUUCUGCUCCUCUACCUCUCCUCGGACAGUGAAAGAGAAGUUGCUAUCCCAGACGGGGACCCGGGAGGAGAUGCGUACUCCAGCUGUCAAGGUGCCGCGGGAGAGAGAAGUGCCUCCACCCAAGUCCCCCCUAAGGCUUAUAGCAAAUGCCAUCCUAAAGUCUCUGCUCCCCAACUCUGAAGGUGGAAAGAAGACCUGCCCUAAACCAGAGUCAAAAACAUCACCUCGGGGCCAGCCACAUGGCUUUACUCGCUCCUUUAGUCUUCGGAAACCCAGUUCCAAUAAAGAUGGGGACCAGCAGUCUCCAGGGAGACAUAUGGCCAAAAAGGCCUCAACCUUCUUCUCUUUGGCUUCUCCAACUUCUAAGGCUGCCCAGGCCUCAGACCUUAGCCUUCCUGACCCCAUUCUCCGCUCUCGGAGUUUGCCCAAUCGUCCCUCCAAAAUGUUCUCUGCAACCACAUCGCCCCCACCCGGCAGCAAGACUGAAGAUGUCCCCACCCUCCUGGAGAAAGUGAGUUUGCAGGAUGCCACUCAGGUUCCAAAGAAACGAGCCUCGCGUAUUUCCAACCUUGGCCUCAAAGAUAAAUCCUUUGAGAGCUUUCUCCAGGAAUGUAAACAAAGAAAGGACAUUGGGGACUUCUUUACUAGCUCCAAAGAAAAGGGGCCACCGGGGAACAGAGUCCCAUCCUUGGAGAAGCUGGCACAGCCUUUGGGCAGCACCUCCCUGGGGCAGGUGGCACAGCCUUCUACAGGGAGAGAUGCACGCCUUGGAGCUCCAGUGACAGAGGCCACCUCUUCUCCCUCUUCUACCACCUCCUCCUCUGCAGAUGAAGACUUUGACUCCCAGCUUUCAUCUAGGUUAAAGGAGAAGACACCCAAAAGAAGAAGGAAGCUGGAGAGGCUGUUAGUUAAGCAAGAAGAAUUGAAAAGACUCCAUAAGGCUCAGGCCAUCCGGAGGCAGCUAGAGGAGGUGGAAGAGAGGCAGAGGACCUCGGAGAUCCAGGGUGUGAAGCUGGAGAAGGUGCUGAGAGGAGAAACAGAUUCAGGGACACAGGACGAAGCCCAGCUUUUGCAGGAAUGGUUUAAGCUGGUUCUGGAGAAGAAUAAAUUAAUGCGAUAUGAGUCGGAGCUACUGAUCAUGGCCCAAGAACUGGAACUAGAAGAUCAGCAGAGCAGACUGGAGCAGAAACUACGACAGAAAAUGCUCAAGGAUGAGGGCCAGAAAGAUGAGAAUGAUCUAGAGGAGGAGCAAGAAAUAUUCAAGGAGAUGAUGCAGGUGAUUGAGCAAAGAAACAAGCUUGUGGAGUCCCUAGAGGAACAGCGUGUCAAAGAAAGAACCCAAGACCAACACUUUGAAAACUUCGUUCUCUCCAGAGGCUGUCAGCUCAGCAGGACGUGAGAUGCCCUCCCCACCCCACUGAAGCUAGAGAGCCAAGAACACCACACUUUCUCACCAAGUUACUGAAUUUAGACCUUACUGCUUAAAAGAGAGAAAGAGAGAGAGAGAGAAAGAAAGAAAGGAGAGGGGGAGAGAGAGAGAAAGAAAAUUAAAUGCCUCUCAUAUGAGCUCCAUAUGGUAGUUCACAUGUGUAAUCCCUGCUGAAGAAAGCUGAGGCAGGAGGACUGCUGUGAGUUCCAGGCCACCCUGCAUUAUACAAGGAGACCCUGUCUCAAAAAGCAGACAUCUCUUGUAGGUCUUACAUCUGUUAUGGCUUCCCAAGGUUUUUUCCUUUAUGAAAAACUGACUCUUGAGCUUUGGCAGUGCACACAGCCAGUCCUGAGAGUGCAGGUGAUCUUGGCAGAUGACCAGCAUUGUUUGCUCCCUGGAAAGUCACACAGGCUUGACCUCUCGGCUGCCUUUGUCAUUUUUCUUUAUAAUUCAUUGAGUUACAUGUUUUAAGACUUCUAAGAAAUGCCUUUUCAUUAAUACGCCCAUAUUUGUCUUUUUUGCACGGCUGACCAGUUUCCAAAUGUCAGGACACAGCAGCGGCAGUUUAAAGAUUAGCUUAAUAUUUAAAUUGUGUUUCCAGAGAAAGCAGAGAAACCCUGAGAUUACUGAUUAAAUAAAGCCAAUAACUCAUAUAGCAGGUGUUAAUUCAAUCCAGGGUGAAUUUAAUUUACCAGGUAUAUUUAUAAGCCUUAAUAUAAUAUACAUAAGCAAUGAGAGUUAAUUUAAUUUUUUUAAAAGAAAAAAGGAAAUAAAACUUGAAGUUCAUGCCAGCAGGAUUCUUUGGUUUUCACCAAAUCUGCUACCUUUGAAGCCUCUUAUUCCCACAAUGUUCUGUUUGUAGCCCUGGACUAUAAUAAGUACUUUUAGGAAAUGAAUGGUUUUAUAGUACUUUUUGAGGGAGCUUUGGUGAUGGCAGAAAGAGAAGCUUUCAUUUGUUGAUAAAACACUGGUGAGCUGACUACUACUACUAAAAAACACACUGUGGUACCAGGGGAAGCCGCUUUUCCAUGGUCACCUAUGGUCAUCUUAAGUGCAUGACCUUUUUGAGACAAAGACAAAACCACUUCUAACUUCCAGGUAGAACUGAGGGCAAUGCCCAUAUUUAUUGAACUCCAAAUUGAGUCAUGAGUGUGUGUGUGUGUGUGUGUGUGUGUGUGUGAGAGAGAGAGAGAGAGAGAGAGAGAGAGAGAGAGAGAUUAAAAGAGAGAGACACAGAGAGAGAGGAUAGAGAGACCGUUUAAAUUUGCAAAAAAAAAAAAUGUUUGUGGAUCGAGUGGCCAUGUCAACAUGUUGGGUUUCCUUGAGUAUACAGGAACGAAAGAAGACAAGAGUUAGUGUUGAUAUAUUUGCCAUAAGUUAUUGGAAACACAAUAGGUUCCAUGCCAGCCAAGGUGACAUAAUCAGACUUCGUCUCAAAAAAUAUUUUUCAGUCCCCAGGCAUUGAGAAGAAUAUUGGAUACAUACAAAUGAACUCAUUUUGAGAAAGAGAUGUGUGGCUCCAGUUUUCAUUUCCAGUUAGAUGAAAGCACACUUUCUGAUGUCUGCAUGUGUUUAACAGAGGAUUUGAGUUGGGGUACCUAGGAUGUCAUUGUGAAAAAGAAUUGGCACUUCUCUUAACUAGUUGUAUUAAAAGGGAUUCUCUCAAAGUGGGCAAGAGAGAAGACGAUCUUGGUCCUACUGUUGGGUUAUACUGUGGUUGCUGGGCUAGUUAAAAAGGUUUGAUUCCUUACAAUGGAGAAUGUUCUAGGCUCUUCAAUGCACUUCUUGAAGAUGAUUCCUCUGUGCAAUGGAGCAGGACUGGGAAAGGAUUCCGUCCUGCUCUACAGAAGAGCACCAGGGUAGAAAGUCAAGAAGAAACAGAGAUCAAGUCCAGCCUUGGGUCAGAUUUCACAUCCAGCCUCCCACGGUGUCCAAAUCAAGCCUGACAGGUUUUGAUAGUCACAAGCUCAGAAUUUUACCCACGCUGGAUCAAGAAUUCAUAAGUGUGGUCUCUCCAACUGUCCAUCUAUAGAUCUACUUAUUCAGCAUUCUCUGAGUGCUGGUGGGGUGCUGGGUGCUAGGCUACACAAAAGAGGUUCGUCCUCUUCUUCAUUUCCAGACAUACACAAAACAGGAACUCACUGCCAUUCCCAAAGACAAGCAUAAAGAACUAAAAAAAUAAAUAACAAACAAAACCCAGCACUUGGGAGGCAGAGGCAGGAGGAUCUCUGUGAGUUCGAGACCAGCCUGGUCUAUAAGAGCUAGUUCCAGAACAGCCUCCAAAACCACAGAGAAACCCUGUCUUGAAAAAAAAAAAAGAAAGAAAAGAAUAGCUUUUCUCCCUGAAUACUGUAGACUGGCAAUAAAAAUAAGUUCGUGUUGCUAAAACUGUGAAAAAUCCUAUCAGGUUGUAGCAUUUCAUUUAGACCUCCUUGUUGGCAGCAUCAGGCUGCUUGGAAUCAAUCAAUGGCAAGCUACAGCAUGUUAAUUGCCACUGAGAAAGGAAGUGGCAGGUGGUGCCAACUCUGAUGAGCUGCAAUGCAACUGAUGUUUUUUUGCGUGGUGGGGGGGCAAAUGACAAUUCAGUGAUGUCUCUCUUCCCAGGCAGCAGAUUGAUAGGCUUCUCCCUCCAAACAGAAUGGCAGCAUGCCCCACCCAGGUGGCUGAUCAGAGAAACUACCUCAGCUAGGCAGAGGUGGCAGGGGGCAGCUGGCGCCAUCGCACAAAUAGAGAAAGUGGCGGUUGAUGGAUGUGGGCAAGAUCCAAUGUGGGAACUGAUUGUCCUCAGAAGGUUCACUCGGGGCAGAGUCUCCUAUUUCAUCUCACCUCUCUGCUGACAAGCUUGUAAAAGAUUAAUCUGCUGCAACAAUUGGUAGCUAUUCAUGAUGAUGGAAACGUGUUAUAUGUGCAUGGCUCUAAAUACCGAAAUGAACCCGCAAAUAAAUGGUUUUGUGUCUCAGGAAUCAAAACAUAUUCAUGUGGGCUUGCCGGCCCCUCAGAGGGCAGCGUUCAUUUCAUCUCUUUCUUCUCGAUGAAAGGACCUGGGACAAAGCCUUGAUUUCAUACAGGAGUUCGGAAAUUAGCAUAAGACCUCUCAUUACCCUAGGCACCUGGAAGGAUUUACCUGCUAGCCUCUCAUUGGAUUCCAGUGGGAGAGGCGGAGAGAGCUCAGCUCAGGUGUGUUCUCUAACAAAGAAAGGUAUUUUCAAUGCCAUCGUAGGGGAGGGACGAGGCCAUCCUUACCCCAACCUGCCUGGUCCUCUCAUUUUCUUGCCUGGGGACGGCUGGUUUUGAAUUCCACUUAUUCACCAGGGACACAGCCUUGUGCACAGAGCUUGCUGCUUUCUUCCAUUCACAGUCUUUGAGGAUCAAGUUUGUUUUGCCUUGGUUCUUAACCUUAGCACAUGCAAAUGUGUGGAAUGUAAAUUAUAAUGCAGCUAGAUGGCCACAACGGGACAUCAACCGGUCAGUCCUGGGAGCACUCCCCAUUCCAUUCAGUCUCCCUGCAUGGUGAGAAAACUUUGAUCCCCUGUUUGAAAGGGAUCUGCUUUUCUCAUUGGCUGCCAAUGGGAAAUGCCCACAGUUGUUAGUGCUUUACAGUCUGACCUAUGAGGUGAAGAGACAGGGACAGCCACCUCGGAGAAGCUUGACGGGUAUUGUUUGAGAAUCUUCUGGAACUCAGUUGCCUUCUCAGUGAUCCUGAGUGGCAGACAGACUCAGCCUUUCCACACCUGUUAACUACAGACCACCAUCCCAAGCCUUCAGGAGCAGACUGGGUAAAUAUGCCUGCUUCUUCUUCCAGCUCACUUCUGCAGAAUAGGGAGGACGAUGGGGAGGAGAGGAAGACGUAAAGGAAGAAAGGGCGAAGGAAAAGAAAACAUAAUGUUCUGGCUUUGACCCUCAGCACCACAAAAAAGGAAAGAAAGAAUGCAAAAACCAUGACAACCAGUUGACCAGGGCAGCCCCUGGACCCCACACUAGCAUAAGAGUCACUGCAAAUUCAGCUGGCCCCACCUGUUGGGUGCUAUAAACUCUGCCUCAUAGUUUCCUGUCUCAUCCCGAAAAUGCAAUCCUGAGUAAGCAUUGUCUGAAUUCUCAGAAGAUGAGCCCAAGACACAAAGAGGCUCAGCCACUCAACUAACUACCAUCGAUCAUGGUCAUGUCUGUAGUGACCCAACCCAGCUGUGGCCUCGGAAGUCUGGGGCCUGGAUCUCCAGGCUGCACAGCCCUACUCUGCACCCCCUCUGGUCUCCUGCCUGGUAUCACCUGCACUUUCCCUCCCUGCUUCGGAUGGGUUUCCAUCACCAACCCUCACAAAAAAACGUGCUAGCACCUGCUCCAUCAAGCUCAACCUGGGAACACAGUCCAGGCGCCACUUGAUCCAGUGUUUUGUGCUGCUUGCGCGUGUGCAUAUAUGAUCCAGUAUUUUGCCCUGCUUUCAUGUGUAUGUGUGUGUGCUCCAACAUGUAAAUAGAGGUCAAAAUUGUUAAGCUACUAGCUCUGCUGCAUCUCUCCAAACUCCAACCUGAGACCCACAAGCUGCAUGCUCCCUGGGAUAGCUAUGGAUGUAGCCUGACAUAAAUCCUGAACUCACUUAAAA